Prunus armeniaca (apricot) is the source of this 537-nucleotide messenger RNA. The record is from the annotation of a GenBank genome assembly. NCBI's taxonomy places the organism in Eukaryota, Viridiplantae, Streptophyta, Magnoliopsida, Rosales, Rosaceae.
AUGUUUGUUUCUAGAGUAUCGCGGUUCGGAACUCAGAUGGUCAAGCAUCUCACAAAAGGUACAUUGACGUCUGCACCAAAGACAGGAAACUUACCUAAAGUUUUCAAUUAUUUUUUCCAUUCUCUGAAGCAUCAAACUUUCUCUACAACAACCGCUCAUGAGGAAGGAGAUAAAGUAGUUGAAGAAAUUUCUGUGACAUUUGUUGACAAGGAUGAAAUGGAGACGCAUAUUAAGGUUCCCAUUGGCAUGUCCAUGCUAGAAGCUGCUCAUGAACAUGACAUAGAACUUGAAGGAGCAUGUGAAGGAUCCUGCGCUUGUUCAACAUGUCAUGUGAUUGUGAGAGAUAUGGAGUACUAUAAUAAACUCGAAGAUCCAACCGAUGAGGAAAAUGACAUGCUGGACCUCGCUUUCGGGCUCACAGAGACGUCUCGACUGGGUUGUCAAAUGACUGCAAAACCUGAACUUGAUGGAAUAUGCCUUGAACUGCCCAGUGCAACACGAAACUUUGCUGUUGAUAGGUAUGCCAAGGCCACAUAG